GGGGGACAUUGUGCAGGCUGCACAGCUCCAGCAGCUGUGUGAACUCUUCUGACUGCAGGACCAUAGGGAGGUCACCUGGACGCGUCGGAGGCGGGAAAUGGAGACUCUGACCUUUGAGGAUGUUGCCGUGACCUUCACCCUUGAAGAAUGGAGCUGUUUGGAUCUUUCCCAAAAGAAGCUCUACAGAGAAGUGAUGCUAGAAACCUAUAGAAACCUGUCCUACAUAGAAGAAAAUGAAAACAUUGAAAAGGACUUCAGGAAUCCCAGAAGAAAUAUGAGCCCUGAAGUAUUGGCAAGACUGCAUGAACAUAAACAAUGUAUUCAAUGUGGAGAAUCCCUUCAACAGACUCCAGAGAACAUUGUAAGCAAGGUGUAUAGUCAAGCCAAUAACCUUCAAACUCAUGAAAGAACUCACAGUGGAGAAAAACCCUAUGGAUGCAAUGAAUGUGGGAAAGCCUAUGCUGAUUCAAGUACCCUUUAUAUUCAUGAAAGAACUCACACUGGAGAGAAACCCUAUGAAUGUAAGCAGUAUGAUAAAGCCUACAUUUUUUCCAGUUCCCUUCAUAGUAAUGAAAGAACUCACACUGGAGAGAAACUAUAUGGAUGUAACAAAUGUGGGAAAUUCUUCAGUCGUGUGAGUAACCUUCGAGAUCAUGAAAGAAUUCACAGUGGAGAAAAACCAUAUGGAUGUAAACAAUGUGGGAAAGUCUUUGCUCAGGCCCGUUAUCUUCGAGUACAUGAAAGAAUUCACACUGGAGAGAAACCUUAUGGAUGUAAGCAAUGUGGGAGAGCCUACACUGCUCCAAGUGCCCUUCGAUGUCAUGAAAGAACUCACACUGGAGAGAAACCCUAUGAAUGUAAGCAAUGUGGGAAAGCCUACACUUUAUCCAGUACCCUUCGUAUUCAUGAAAGAACUCACACUGGAGAGAAACCAUAUGGAUGUAACAAAUGUGGGAAAUUCUUCACUCGUUUGUGUAACCUUCGAUAUCAUGAAAGAACUCACAGUGGAGAAAAGCCAUAUGGAUGUAAACAAUGUGGGAAAGUCUUUGCUCAAGCCCGUUAUCUUCGAAUACAUGAAAGAAUUCACACUGGAGAGAAACCUUAUGGAUGUAAGCAAUGUGGGAAAGCCUACACUGAUUCAAGUGCCCUUCGAUACCAUGAAAGAAGUCACUCUGGAGAGAAACCCUAUGAAUGUAAGCAAUGUGGCAAAGCCUACACUUUUUUCAGUACCCUUCGUAUUCAUAAAAGAACUCACACUGGAGAGAAACGCCAUGGAUGUAAGUAAUGUGAGAAAGUGUACAAUGAUUCUGGUACCCCUUGUGUUCAUGAAAGAACUCACUGGAGAGAAACCCUAUGAAUGUAAACUGUGGGAAAGCCUUCACUCAGCACACUCACCUUCAUGCACUUAGAAGAACUCACAUAGAAGUGAAACCUUAUAGAUCAAUACAAUGUGAGGAUGUGUUCACUUAUUCCGGUCACCUUUGAUCCCUGAAAGAACUCAAACUGAAGACAAACAUUAUGGGUGUAACCAAGGUAGCCAAAGUGUUCACAUGCCCCAUUACCUUAAAAGACAUAAAGGUACUUAGACUAGAGAAAAAAACCUAUGGGUAUGAGCAAUUUCCGGUGACACUAGUAAAUGUGAGCUCACUCAUUAGUAAAUGUAAGGAAUGAGAGAAAGCCUACACUCUAUCCAGUAUCCAUCAUACUCAUCAAAGAACACAAACAAGACAAACCCAGUGGUUGUAAGCAAUGUGGAAAACCUUCCUUAGUUCUAGUACCCUUCAUGCACCUGAAAGAACUCAUGAUGUAAGUAAACACUAGGGUCAUGUCAAACAUGAUAAAACAUUCACAAAUCCCAGUCUUCUUGAACAAUAUGAAUGAACUCAGAAACACUGUCAAUGUAAGUAAGGUAGAAAUGCCUUCACCUUUUGCAGUAAUCUUUGACAUGACACAAUUCACAUUGUAGCACAAUGCUAUACAUGUGUGUCAUGUGGCUAACUCCUCACACAUUCCAGUGCUCCUUCAAAACAUAAAAAAUUAAAAUGGAGAAUAUUGUAUUAGGAAAGUCUUCACUCAUUUCCAUGAUCUCAAACAUGAAAGUCCUCACACUAGAGAGAAAAUCUGUAGGAGUAAGAAAUCAACCUGUCUGUACUGAUUCUAUUCACCAUGAAACAAGUGAAAUAAUACUAUGUGUG
Castor canadensis (American beaver) is the source of this 2195-nucleotide messenger RNA. RefSeq lists its product as uncharacterized. Gene Ontology annotation, molecular function: RNA polymerase II cis-regulatory region sequence-specific DNA binding; DNA-binding transcription factor activity, RNA polymerase II-specific. The record is from RefSeq and is a predicted model, not a curated record. NCBI's taxonomy places the organism in Eukaryota, Metazoa, Chordata, Mammalia, Rodentia, Castoridae. Gene Ontology annotation, biological process: regulation of transcription by RNA polymerase II.